Messenger RNA from Condylura cristata (star-nosed mole), 4109 nucleotides. RefSeq names its product synaptonemal complex protein 2 (gene SYCP2). NCBI's taxonomy places the organism in Eukaryota, Metazoa, Chordata, Mammalia, Eulipotyphla, Talpidae. The coding region runs from base 1 to 4017 and encodes 1338 amino acids. The transcript is spliced from 39 exons. The record is from RefSeq and is a predicted model, not a curated record.
AUGCCAAUAAGACCAGAUCUCCAGCAGUUCGAAAAAUGCAUUGAUGAUGCCUUAAGAAAAAAUGAUUUCAAACCUUUGAAGGCUCUUCUACAAAUUGAUAUUUAUGAAGAUGUGAAAGUUAAGUGCAGCAAACAAUUUUUCCACAAGUUGGAUGAUCUUGUAUGCAGGGAGCUUAGUAAAAAGGAUGUCCAAACUGUUUCUACCAUUUUGAUUUCUUUUGGGAGAUGUGGCAGAAAUCUCAGCAUUUUGGGACAAGCUGGACUUCUAACCAUGAUAGAACAAGGGCUGGUCCACAAGAUGGUUACCUGGUUUGAAAAAUCCAAGGAGAUUAUUCUGAGUCAAGGAAAUUCAAAAGAUGAAACUGUUAUAAACAUGGUGGAAGACUUAUUUGAUCUUUUGAUGGUCAUACAUGACGUCAGUGAUGAAGGUAAAAGACAAGUAAUGGAAAAUUUCAUACCUCGAAUUUGUGCGCUGGUUAUUGACUCAAGAGUGAAUAUUUGUAUUCAACAGGAGACGCUAAAGAAAAUGAAUGCUAUGCUUGACAAAAUGCCUCAAGAGGCCAGGAAAAUACUCUCCAACCAAGAAAUGUUAAUACUCAUGAGUAAUAUGGGAGAAAGGAUUUUGGAAGCUGGAGAUUAUGACUUACAAGUAGGUAUAGUAGAAGCUUUAUGUAGAAUGACCACAGAAAAACAAAGGCACGAACUGGCAUGUCAUUGGUUUUCAAUGGAUUUUAUUGCUGAUGCAUUUAGAGGAAUUAAAGACUCUGAAUUCGAAACAGAUUGCAGGAUAUUUCUCAACCUUGUAAAUGGCAUGCUUGGCGACAAGAGAAGGGUCUUUACAUUUCCUUGUUUGUCAGCAUUUCUUGGUAAAUAUGAGCUGCAAAUACCAUCAGAUGAUAAACUGGAGGAUUUUUGGAUAGAUUUUAACCUGGGGAGCCAGACUCUUUCAUUCUACAUUGCUGGAGAUAAUGAUGACCAUCAGUGGGAAGCGGUCACGGUGCCUGAGGAGAAAGUGCAAGCAUACAGCAUUGAAGUGAGAGAAUCAAAGAAGCUACUGACUGUCAUUCUGAAAAACGUAGUAAAAAUUAGUAAAAGAGAAGGGAAAGAAUUGCUUUUGUAUUUUGAUGCAUCAUUAGAAAUCACUAAUGUGACUCAAAAAGUUUUUGGUGCAAGUAAAUAUAGGGGCACUCCUACCAAGAGAAAAAUGUCUGAAGCAUCCAUGAUUGUCCCUGGUUCAGAGAGAUACACUGUGAGAAGUCCGGUACUUUCAGUCAACACAUCAACACCACGAAGAGGAAGAAUUAAACCACCACUGCCAAUGAGGCCAGAAAAGCCUGGUGCUCCUGACACGUCACAACAUACGGGGGCUAAUGCUGCGCCCCUUGUCUCUCGGGCCUCCGAAGGAAGGACUAAAGGAGAUAAGGCAGACAAACAUGUCAAAGCUGCUCCAAUUGUAGAAAAGACGGAAAAUAAAGACAAAGAAUGCCCAAGUCAGAACCUCAAUGAACUCCAGGGGCUUGUUCCUGGUUCACAGGCAAUGGACAAGACAGAUAAACCCGCAUUACCUGGUGUUUUAGACAAAGUCUGUGGAAAUAAAAUGAACACGAAAUUGGCAUGUUGGACACCCGUAACAAAUAUCAAACUGUGCAGUGACCAGCAAGCAAGCCCUUCGUCAGGAGUCACGUGCAACCAAGAUAUGAUCAACAAAAAGCCAAUUAAGCAAGUAUCUUCCUCAAUAUCCGAUAAUUCUGAAGAAACAGAGAAGCUGCCGUAUAGAAAAGAAAUAAUGCAGUGUAAGAAAGUAGGGAAAGUAGAAGUCUGCGGGAGCAGCCGCGACAGGAGGGCGGCCAGCAAGCAGCAGGACUGGCGCGUGGAGUCCCAGACGGCCUUCCGGUCGGUGCGCCUCAACAGGACGGUGGAAGAGUCUCUGAUCUACAGGAAGAAGUACAUACUGUCCAGGGAUGUGAACACUGCUGCUCGAGCCGCAAGCCCUUCCAGGAACAGCGCCAAGGCUAACGGAAGGCCCCGGAGACAGCCGGCGGCUGCCCCGGGCGCCUGGGACUUGAGGCGGGAGAGAAAGAGAGAAAAAUCAAAAGAGGAAGGAUUUACUGGUGCAGCGGAUUCCUUGAUAAAACAGAUUAAUAACAGAUAUAAACCAAAGGAGGACAUGAAAUCUACAGGAAAAUUCAAGGAGACUUUGACUGACGGUGGUUUUUCAAACAAGCCUGAUCUGCCGCUCAGUAAGGAAAAGGUUCAGAAAAAAAGUUACAGACAACUGAAGACGACUUUUGUUAAUGUUACUUCUGAAUGCCCACUGGAUGAUGUGUACAAUUUUAACCUGAAUGGAGCUGAUGAACCAACUAUAAAACUUGGAAUUCAGGAAUUUCAAGCUACAGCUACAGAAGCCUGCGUGGAUGAUUCCAUAAAACUGGUAGGUUUAAGAAACUAUGAAGCAGAAACUUAUCGCAAGACAAAAGAUAAAAGAAUUAUAACAAAUCAACAAAAGAAAAAUCUCUUUAGUGAUACUGACACAGAAUACAUUGGCGAUGACAGCAAGACUGAUAUUAGCUGGCUGAGAGAAUCGAAAUCAAAGCCACAGCUGGUAGACUAUAGCAGAAAUAAAAAGGUGAAGAAACAUAAAACUAGGAGAGCAAGCUCAUCCUUGGAAAGACGGCCAGGAUUAAAAACGACAUGCAGGAAAAAUAUCACCAGAAACAUAGAUGAGACCAUUCCAGAUGGGAGGACCAGACUUCCGCGAAGAGCGACCACAACCAGAAAAAAUUAUAAAGAUCUCUCCACUUCAGAAUCAGAGAGUGAAGCAGAAUUUUCACAUUCAUUUAAGAAGAAACUGGUAGUAAAGGUAAAGCACCGCAGUCGGCUUGCAGCCAUUUCUGGAAGUCUCAGCGAGAACAGCCAUUCCCGAAGCAGCACCAGGAAGCAGCCGGAGAAACAACAGAGCGCCUUCUCCGGGGGCGCGUGGAAGGAAGCAGCAGCAGGCUGGAGCAGCGCCGUGCGGGACCAGCGCCGGGACGCGGCUGCCGUGCCGCUGUCGGGGAGUCCGUCCUCUGUAGAAGUCAUGAGAUGUGUGGAGAAAAUAGCAGAAAAAGAUCUAAGUCCGGAUUCCGACUGUAUAGCAAGAUCCUUAUCACCGUGUCCACAAACUUCACCUGAAUCCUUAUGCGGCCAGUACAGAGGAGGAGGACCAGGUGGCUCCCCCAGAAACAGUGAGAAAAACGUGUGUGCUGGGGAGAGCACCUCCUCCGCUCCACAGUCAGACCUUCUGCGUCCUAGCCGCAAACGCACGCACCCCGGAGGCCAUCUAAGUAAUUCCGACGAAGCAGAUUUGGAAGAGGUAAAGAGAAUACACUUGCUUCCCAGAAGCCUGUCUAAAGCCAAAGACGCAGACCUUCACGCUGACAAAAUGUCUGAAAGUACAUCUCCACUUUCACUAAAUGAUUUUUCUACUCCUGUGGAAAAGUGGGGAGGUGAAAUUUCAGAAGUAGGAAUGAUGUGUCAGAAGAUCAAUACCGAAUUACAGAGAAAAUGUAACAAUCGCCAGAAAAUAGUGGAAUAUUUUUCUAAGCAUACUUGGAAAAUGGUUCGCCAUCAUGUGAAAACAAUAAACCAUCAAAUUCAGGAGUACAGGAUUAAAAAACUUGAUAAAUUCCAGUUUACCAUCAUAGAGGAGCUGGAGAAUUUUGAAAGAGAUUCACAGUCUUUAAAAGACUUGGAAAAGGAAUUUGUGGACCUCUGGGAAAAGAUAUUUCAGAAGUUCAAAACCUAUCAAAAAGGUGACCAGCAGAGGCUCCACCUUUUGAAGGCUUCAUUGGAUAAAAAUGUCUUCUUUAACACUGAUUAUGAAGAAACUAUUUUUACAUCUGAGAUGUGUUUGAUGAAAGAAGACAUGAAAGUGAUACAAAACAAAUUUCUCAAGGAAAUGCAAGAAGAGGAGCUUCUUAAUGUGCGCAGAGGACUGCUGACAUUAUUCUUGGCUCAUGAAACAGAGAUGGGUGUGUGAUUCAAAGAAAAGCACACAUAACCACUAUAAUACGACCCCAAGACUAAACUGCUAUUUUGUUAGAGAAAAACUAAAGCUGUAUUACCGAUGAA